AUGUCAAAAUUUUCAACAACAACAACAAAUAAAGAAUAUAAAUAUACAAAUAAAUUAAUUAAUGAAAAAUCACCAUAUUUAAUCAAACAUGCACAUGACCCCGUUAACUGGUAUCCAUGGUGUGAUGAAGCAUUCGAAUUAGCAAAAAAACAAGACAAAUUAAUUUUCCUUAGUGUUGGUUAUAUGGCUUGUCAUUGGUGCUCCGUAAUGCAUAAAGAGUGCUUUGAAAACCCAAGUAUUUCAAAAGUAAUGAAUGACCUAUUUAUCAAUAUUAAAGUUGACCGUGAAGAGAGACCCGAUAUUGAUAAAUUAUAUAUGACUUUUUUAACUGAGACCACUGGCGGAGGUGGUUGGCCAAUGAGCAUUUGGCUUACACCAUCUCUUCAACCAAUAUCAGCUGGAACAUACUUUGCACCAGAACCAAAAUUUGGUAGAGCAGCAUUCCCAGAACUAUGUAAAAAACUAAAUGAAAUAUGGAAAAAUGAUAGAGAAACGGUAAUAGAAAGAGGAAAUUCAUUUAUUGAAUAUUUAAAAGAAGAUAAACCAAAAGGUAAUUUAGACAAUGCACUAUCAGAAGAAACUGUAAGCAAAUGUAUUGAGCAAAUAUUAAAAGGCUACGAUCCAGAUGAUGGUGGUUUUACAGAUGCACCCAAAUUCCCAAGAUGCAGUAUUUUUAAUUUCCUUUUAUCCGCAUCGACUCAAGAACAAUUAAAAUCAUCAAAAGAAUCAAUAUUAGAAAAGUUAUUUUUCACUUUAUCAAAGAUGGCAUAUGGCGGGAUAUAUGAUCAAAUUGGCUUUGGCUUUCAUAGAUACUCUGUUACACCUGAUUGGAAAAUACCACAUUUUGAAAAAAUGUUAUAUGAUCAAGGUCAAUUAGUUCCAGUUUAUUUAGAUUCAUAUAUACUAUCAAAAAAUGAAUUAUUUAAAAAUAUUUCAAAAUCAACAUUAAAAUAUGUUCAAAAUUAUUUGACACACAAAGAUGGUGGAUUUUUUUCAGCAGAAGAUGCUGAUAGUUUUAAUGAAAGCAAUGAAAAGUCAGAAGGUGCAUUUUAUAUUUGGAACUUUGAAGAUAUCAAAAAAGCAUUAGAAAAUGAUAAAGAAGCCAUUGAAAUCUAUUCAUUCAUUUAUGGUUUAGUAGAAAAUGGUAAUGUUAAUCCAAAAGAUGACCCACAUAAUGAAUUUAUUGAUAAAAAUAUUAUUAUGCGAAUUAAAAGUAAUCAAGAUGCUGCCAACUAUUUCAAGAAAUCAACUAAAGAAAUAGAAUCAUCACUCGAAUCAUCAAGAAAGAAACUUUUAACCUAUCGUGAUACGUUUAAACCAAGACCACCAUUAGAUGACAAAAUCAUUGUUGCCUGGAAUGGAUUAAUGAUUUCUGCAUUUGCCAGAGCCUAUCAAAUCUUCCCAGAUGAAGAGUCCUAUUUAGAGUCUGCAAAAAGAGCCACCAAAUUUAUUAAGGAUAAUUUAUACAAUCAAGCCACCAAAACUCUAAUCAGAAACUUUAAGGAUAGCCCAAGUUUGAUCCAUGCAUUCGCUGAUGACUAUGCAUCUCUAAUUCAAGGGUUAUUGGACCUUUAUCAAUGUACCUUUGAAAUUGAAUAUUUAGAAUGGGCAAUCGAAUUACAAGAAAAACAAGAUCAACUCUUUUAUGACUCACAACUUCCAGGUGGAUAUUUCUCGACAAGUGGUGAUGAUAAAUCUAUUCUUCAUCGUUUAAAGGAAGAGCACGACGGCGCUGAAAACUCAUGCCAAUCGAUUUCAGUUUCAAAUCUUUUAAAACUAUAUUCUGUAACCUACAAUCAAGAGUAUAAAGAAAAAGCACUUGCAACACUCGACUCAUGUUCAUUAUAUUUAGAAAAAGCACCGAUUGUAAUGCCACAAAUGAUGUGCUCCAUGCUCCUCUGCAAAGAAAAAGAGAAUACUCUAAACUCUAUUAAUAUUGUUAUAAAUAGUAAAGAAUACAAUCAAACAAAGAAUGACCUUAAACAAAUUCUCAAACAAGUAAACUCACUUUUUAUCCCAAACAAGUUUAUAACAGUCAAAGAUAUUAGUGAUCAAAAACAAGUUCAAUUCUUUAAUGAAAAAACUAAAAAUUUAAAUUUAAUCAAUUUAAAACCUGUAUAUGAUAAACCAAGUCUUAGUUUAUGUAACCCAAAUGGUUGUUCAAUUUCAUCAAAUAAUUUAGGUCAAAUUACAAAUAUUUUAAAUAAUAAUAUAUUUUUUUAA
This is a messenger RNA of Dictyostelium purpureum, 2223 nucleotides long. RefSeq lists its product as uncharacterized. Bases 1 to 2223 code for a protein of 740 amino acids. The record is from RefSeq and is a predicted model, not a curated record. Gene Ontology annotation, biological process: carbohydrate metabolic process. NCBI's taxonomy places the organism in Eukaryota, Evosea, Eumycetozoa, Dictyosteliales, Dictyosteliaceae. The transcript is spliced from 4 exons.